AUGCUGCACAGCGUGCAUGACGCAGGGCACGAUCCAGGAUUCACGGAUAUCCUGGCCCCAGCGGCGUCACAUCUUUCCCUCAGCACUUGCUCUGAAUCGACCUCAUCGAAGGCGACCUGCUCGGAGUCAUCCGAUGAGGACAAGCGACGAUCCCAGAAAAUCCGACCUGCCUUUGUGGCCAUUGCGGCGUUGAUGAUAUUUCAGGUGGCCCUGAUUUGCUGGGCUUGUGUGCCGAUACCACACGAAUCUUCGAAGAUUUCGAUCUUUAGUCCACGAGGAACCUUUGUGACCAACCAAGUGCUCGCAGCCUUCCAUUGCUGUUGUGCCCUGGGCUUCUGCUUUAUUUGGAGGCGCAUGAGUCAUGUACCCAUGCUGCUCUCCGAACUCCUGGUCUAUGUCAUGAGUGGCUGGUCAUUUUGGCUCCUGGGGGCUGCUUUAUCCUUGACGUACUUGCAUGGAUUUCCAAUGGCCAUCCAGAUCGCAGUAAUGUCUUUGCAAGGAUUUAGCUGCGCUUGCAUUGAGUUUUGCUUCACCUACUUGCUUCAAAUCAGAUUGUCCCUCCUGGAGAAAGGAUUUGGCUCCUGCAUGGGUGUUCAGGUGACUCGCAGGAUUCGCCUCUUCACGAUGACCUGUCAACUGACCUUUGUUGGUCUCGGCGCGCACGCUGAAGCCAUCAAUGCGCAGAAGGCAUUGGAUUGGUCCUAUGCUGCUUUUCAUCUUAUUGCUGCCGUUGGUGUCCUUGGAAUUUUGAUCGUCUCAGCAAAGGCCAUCUUAUCGUUGACCAACGCCAUGAGAGAAGUGCCGGUUCCCAAACAGAGCUUUGCAAAGUUGGAGAAGGACUGGUCGCUGAAUGUGUUGAAGAGAAUGGCUGCAGCUGUCCUGGUCUCUGGAUCUGUCAGCAUCGCAUCUCACUUGUUCUGCAUGCAUGCGAUUCUCUUGGUACAUGGUGGUUUUCGACCACUGCUUGGUACAGCCUACCAUGUGGCCGACAUCGUUGCCGAAUUGGCCGGUUUGGUCUUCAUCGUGGGCAUCUUGCGGCCGGAGAUGCCGGAUCUGCUACCGCCAGAGGCGCGCUCCAUGCGUGGUGCCUCCCGACUGCUGGAGGAAUGCUCCUCCGAAAGCGUCCUUUGGAACGCCAAAGUGCAGGAGCUGGCGCAUCGCAGCAUUGAUCUGGAGAGCCUGUUGGAUUUCUACGAGAAACUUGGAUCGGAGGUGAUGAAGCACUUUGAUCCGCAGGUCUCAACCACCGCGGAUGUGGUUCGACAGGCGGUGAUUCCUCUUUCGCGCGUGGGCAACGGUGGAGUGGCUUACACAGACUACCUGGUGAUGGCAGGCAAACCAAGCAGACAGAUGCCGGACUGCAUGGUGACUCACACAUGGUCUAGUUUGUUUCUCCACUUGGUGGCGGCAGUGGUGUCUGACGCAUUAGAACUUGAUGAAUACCACUAUAUAGCAGCGAAGAUCAGUGAGGGCAAGCUGGCGACAAUCAGACACAGGCUGGUAGAGAAGGGUGUGCUGCAGAACCGCUACUGGAUUUGCUGCUUUUGCGUGAAUCAACACGCCAGCAUUUGCAACGGUGUAGGCAAGGCUCCUGGCGACCCAGCGGCUCUUGCACGUUGGGAACGGAAUCGGCGAGACACCGCGACAGGACAUUUGCUCAGCUUCUGCACAUGCUCAGAGCCCAAGGUGUUGAACGAUCAGCCAGACAGGUGUGAGUUGAACAAGUUCCACGUGAUGAUGUUGUGGUUGCAACGAUCCAACCCGAAGUUUCGUCAACUCGUCGCAGUGGAUUGUGAUUUUUCGGUCUUUGAGCGCGCCUGGUGUGUCGCCGAGCUGGUGGCGGCGCACAAUGCAAAGAUGCCUCAAAGUGUAUGCCUAAGAUGCAACAAAGCCUUUGACCUCGACGCCGAAGAUCUGUCGAUCUACGGGAAGCUCACGAAUCUCUCCGUGGCCAAUAGCCUGUCCUCAAGACCCGAAGACAAAGAGAUGGUCUUGUCGCAGAUCUCCAGUGUGCCAGCCUUUGAUGCAGAGUUGCAAUUGCUGAUCUUCGGCAAUCGAGGUCUCCUGAAACAGAAGUUCUUUGGCUUUGACAGCCUGAUUCCAGCAGCCAGAACGGCUCGCAGGCUUUGUAGGAUUGCAACGCAGAACAAUAUUGUAUAG
Messenger RNA from Cladocopium goreaui, 2160 nucleotides. The record is from the annotation of a GenBank genome assembly. Lineage: Eukaryota; Dinophyceae; Suessiales; Symbiodiniaceae.